This is a messenger RNA of Caenorhabditis remanei, 2073 nucleotides long. RefSeq lists its product as uncharacterized. Lineage: Eukaryota; Metazoa; Nematoda; Chromadorea; Rhabditida; Rhabditidae. Gene Ontology annotation, molecular function: protein binding. The transcript has 5 exons. The coding region runs from base 1 to 2073 and encodes 690 amino acids. Gene Ontology annotation, biological process: embryo development. The record is from RefSeq and is a predicted model, not a curated record.
AUGAUAGAAUCAACAAUGAAAUCGAGACUUGAUAAGAUCAUUUCAAUCACAUACUUCUCCUCAAAUCCAGAUAAUGUUAGAAUUUCAUCUUCUAACAGUAAUAGCAAGGAGUUUAUGAAGUUACUACCAAGAGAAGAAGGUAGAAACCGGCCUAUCGUUCGAAUGAAUCUGUUUGGAAUCGAUGUUGAUUGUUGCAUGGCAACCAGAAAUCACCCAUUCUUUAUAUUAUGCAAUCAGCAAAACGGAGAGCGAAUGUUACAGAAAAUCCACAACUAUUUCAGCCAAUUUUUCGGAUCAUCUAUUGAGUAUCAUUUAAGAAAUGAUUCCUCGAACUACACGAACUACAUACCAAGACUGAGGAAUAUCAAGAAUAGUGAUCUUUGUUUCUGGAGUAAUGCAACAGCUGCACAACUGUUGAAUGGGUACUUAGCUGUUUCACCCUCGCAGGAAUAUAUUCGAUUGGACGCACAUGGAGGUUUUGAAUAUGAAAGUAAUCUGAAACUGGCUCAGACCAAUGUUCUCGAUAUAUCGAUCCCGGACAGUAGAGCUGGAGUAAUUUUGAAUAAUUUCAAGGGAAGACAUCUGUUUAUGAGUGAGGGAACACUCACUGAUGAUGAUGUCAUUCAGUUUUUGAAUAACUGGAAAUCAAGUCAAGCAAAUCAAAAUUUGGAGUACUUGUGUAUACGUAGCUUUGUGAAAAUCAAUCUAAAUCCACAAAACGUAAUGAGAAAUAUUGACAUCAAACAGUUUUAUCCGUAUCAGAUUCCGGUUUAUCGUUAUGACAGAAGAAGCGGAAGUGAGGAUGAAUGCGACUGGACAAUAGAAGAAUUUAAAAGUCGAAACUUCAUAGUUCGAGAUGCUGAUCAACACGUGGCAUCAUUAAACAUCACAACUCAAGGAAUCCAAUUUGCUUCAUGGAAAAUGACUGAAGAGGAGGUUAUGAGAGGAAAAAUUCAGAAAAUCUUCCAGAGAACUCCAACCCAAAAAACUAAGCCUAUCAGAAACACCAUCAAAAUUUCAAAAAUGCCGUGGCUAGUUCAAAGAUUGAUCUUCUCGAACAUGGAUUUGGUGGAACUGUUGAUGAUGGCUUUUUGCUCUAAGAAAUUUUUUAGAAUUAUAAAGUCUCUGAGUAGAAACCGUCUCGACAAGAUAUUCACGAUCACUUAUGAGUCGAUGCACAAAUCGUGCAUCAAUAUCUCAUCAUCCAGUAGUGGAGACGAUCCAUUUAUGAGUCUCAGGUGGAGACAUGAACUCAGAGGUCGUCCACUUAUCCCAAUGAAACUUGUCGGAAUGGAUUUACAAGUAAGUAUGCCAUCCAUAAAUCAUCCACUUAUGAUACUAUACGAUUCGGAACGUCAAGAAACACUACUUACAUCUAUCCACAAUUACUUCCUUGAUUUAUUCGGCUCAUCCGUCGAAUAUCAGUUGAAUGUUAACACCCUGAUGCCACCAUUUUCAAAACUGAAGAAUAUCAGUAGCACACAUUUAUCCUCUCACAUAAGAGUAACUGAGUUCCACAACUUUCUCACGAUCUCUCCUAAUCAGGAUUUUAUGGCACUAUCUGAGUUUCACAGCGUUUUGCUUGGAAGAAAUUUGGAAUUUGCUAGGACGAAAGUGUUACAUAUUGGUAGUGCAAAUCGCUCGAUUGAUGACAUUUUAUCCAAUUUCGAAGGAAGACAGUUGUUUAUUAACGAUGGAAUUAUCAGCGAUACCGCAAUCAUCCAAUUUAUGAACAAGUGGAGAUCAAAUGAAGGAUAUCAGAAUUUGGAAUAUAUCAGUAUUACUGUCUGUCGAUAUGGACACCCUAUCAAGCCAAACCAAAUAAGGAAUAGUUUUCCUAUUAAUCGCCUGGACUUACCUGAUCAACUGCCAGUUUAUCAAUUCGCUAAGAAAGAUCCCCAUCAAAAACACACUUGGGGAAUUCAUAAGUUCACCAGUCGAAAUUACAUUGUUAGAGAUUCGGACCAACACGUGGCAUCCAUUAUGGUUACGGAGAAUAAUUUCACUUUUGCCGCGUGGAAUAUGACUGAAAAAGAGUUUUUGGAGAAACGCCCCUUCAAGAGAUUCUACUGA